Fonsecaea multimorphosa CBS 102226 is the source of this 834-nucleotide messenger RNA. RefSeq lists its product as uncharacterized. Bases 1 to 834 code for a protein of 277 amino acids. The record is from RefSeq and is a predicted model, not a curated record. NCBI's taxonomy places the organism in Eukaryota, Fungi, Ascomycota, Eurotiomycetes, Chaetothyriales, Herpotrichiellaceae. The transcript has a single exon.
AUGCCUCUCGCGACAAUCCACCUGAUUUCCCUCUCUCCUUCAACCACCCUCCCCGACUUCCUCGCGGCACUCAAAUCCUCCCCCGUCAAACCGCUUGUAAUCUCCAAAGUGAUCCGCUGGGUGAUCACGCCCACAAAGAUCGAUGCUGAGCCGCUCCUCCACCCAAAGAAGCCAUGGGAUCUUCUCCUCAUCGUGCUGGGAACCGAUCCCCUUCCCGAGACCCUGAAGAACAAGAUAGUGUGUCAUUGGCACUGCUCGACGGGGAUCCCCAGCCGCUUGACCAACGACUUCCCCGCGAGAAAUGACAGACUGCUUCAUCCGCCGACUUCAGAAGUCCCAGCCCUGACCGGGUCAUUGGACAAUCCACGCCUGGGAAGUUCGUCCCAGACGCUCGAACUCAGCAACGACCUACAGUCGUGGAUUUCGCAGUUCUCGCGCACCACCGCGGGAAAAUCCCCCCUGUCCAUGCUCAACCUCUUGGCCUUCAAGUCCGGCAUGAAACCGUCCUAUCUGAAAUACGGCGCCGCGUUCGCCGAGUCCAUCGGCUCCCGCCGCGGCGGCAACGCAAAGCUGGUCGGCAACAUCACUUCCCAAACCCCACAAGAACAGUCCGGUGGCAAGUGGGACGAGUUCGCCCUCGCGAGUUACCCUUCCAUCAUGCAUUUCGCCGACAUGCUGGCCUCGCAGGACUACCAGGCCGUCAACUUGAAAUAUCGAGUCCCGGCGCUGGAGGAUACGUUCAUUCUGUGUACAAGCGAGAUUGAGAUUGAGGAUCUCGUCCGGGGACAGGGGAAUUUGGGGAUUGGAAGGAGAGCCAUGGGUGGGAAGUUGUGA